This is a messenger RNA of Aspergillus clavatus NRRL 1, 1851 nucleotides long. Its product is annotated as RNA binding protein. The transcript has a single exon. The record is from RefSeq and is a predicted model, not a curated record. Lineage: Eukaryota; Fungi; Ascomycota; Eurotiomycetes; Eurotiales; Aspergillaceae. Gene Ontology annotation, molecular function: mRNA binding. The coding region runs from base 1 to 1851 and encodes 616 amino acids.
AUGAGUGGCAGUUCGACUCAGUCUUCUCGUACGAGUCCAGCUUCCUAUAGCACCACUCAGCGCACGGCUUCGAUCUCUUCGGGCGCGUCGCCUCCGCAGCAGUCGCUUCCUUCCUCGCAGCCGCCUUCGACGGCCCAGAAUGCGAUGUCGACCGACGUGUACAGCCCUACUGCGUCGCAAGCAUCGAACUCCCUCGGCGGCUCCUUUUCCUACCCCUUCUCGCCUCUCGGCUCCUCGUCCCCGUUUGAUACCGUUGCGCCCGGCAACAUGCGUCUGAGCGAUUCCGAUCGUACACCCCAGGGCCUGAGCGGCUUUGGCCGAUCUGCUAAUGGCAAUACUGGUGGUGCGAUCUUGAUGCGAAAGCUGCCGAGAAAUACUAGUCGCGAAGCGUUGCGCAGCAUGCUGCUUUUCGCCAAAGAUUUCGUGGAUGCGGAUUUUGUUCCUGUCGACUUCCCAGAGGACCACGGAUAUCUGUGCGCCCUUGCACGCUUCAAUACGAUGGCUGCCGCAGAAGAAGCGCAAGCCUUACUUGAUGGCAAGCCAAACUCCAAAAAUGAUGCAAAUAUGAUCGUCGAAAUCUGCAAUGGAACGGUCGUCGCGUCGUUGAAUCCACCUCGGCGCAACACUAUUGACCAUACGGCGACCCGGACUUUGUUAGGCAAUGGGCCACUAUCGCGGUCCUCCCGUUUUAACGGUACAUUCCAGAGUCUUGAGAAAAUGACCGCGCCAAAUGCAUCCGUACAGUCGACUGGUGAUUCCCUCGCCUCGACCGCAGAGUCAGGGUCUCGCCUGCAGAGCUUAUUCUCUCCCCAGUCGCCCAUUGGCAAUGGUGUCCAUGAUCUUCCCCGCGUUAGUGGCAAGUCGAUGAUCGAUCAAGAUCCCGACGAAGACACGGGUGAGUUGCUCAAGGAUCCGGUCGGCUAUGCCGAAAAUGGUCAUUCUGCCUCGAUGAAUUUGCCGCGGCGCUCGACAAACCCCCAGUAUCCUUCGAGCCGAUUUGCCAAUCUUUCUUUAUCCACGAACAUGACCUCUCCACCGUUGCAGACAUACGCGCCUGGCAAUUCGGCGCGCGUUGGAGUCCCGACCCCGUCGUCUGCUUUCCCGCAGACCAUGAAUGGCAAUAACUUGAUGGGAAACCACGGUUAUCAUUACAAUAAUCAACACACCCCGCGACAUAGUCUUCCUGCUGCCAAUCCGAACGACCUGAAUCCGCCUUGCAAUACACUUUACGUGGGUAAUCUGCCUCCCGAUACUUCCGAGGAAGAGCUCAAAGCUCUCUUCUCCAAGCAGCGCGGGUACAAGCGUCUGUGCUUCCGCAACAAGCAAAACGGUCCCAUGUGUUUCGUCGAGUUUGACGAAGUGGCCAUGGCUAGUAAGGCACUCAACGAGUUGUAUGGAUACAAGCUUUCCAAUAGUGUCAAGACGGGUAUUCGUCUCAGUUUCUCAAAGAAUCCGUUGGGAGUCCGCUCAGGUCAGCCUGGCAGUAUGAGCGCGUCCGGCCACCCUUCUGCUCAAGGCUCCGUCCCAGGUGGCAGCAGUCUCGGAGGUAUGCACAGUCAUAUGUUCUCGACGGUGAGCGGUCCUCCGCCCGGGCUGGCUGCCCCUCCAGGGUUGGCAAUGCCCUUGGCUCUGCGAAACAACGGGGCCAUGCACCCGGCCGGAAACCUUCAAGCGCCUAUCCCCAUCAACGGGUCGUUUAACUCGAACUCUGGCUUGGGAAUCAGGACAACCAAUGUGAAUGCAAUGAUGACUCCCACCCCUCCGCUUACUGGAGGCGUCAGCGGCCCUUCCACCACACCAAAUCUGGGAGCCUUCAAUUCUUAUUACCCCGAUUACAUGAUGGGUCGGUAG